AAAGACUUCUCCACAGAAGCAGCAGCCAGGGUGACAGAAGGGGAAGAUGGCGGCGACAAUGUUGAGGUCGCUCUCCAGACUCGGACGUCCUUCAGUCAUAUUAAACAAUAAUGUCAGCACUCCAGCCUGUGCUGUGCUUCAGAAGAGGCUGAAGCAAUGGCAGCCAGAUGUGGAGUGGGCAGAGCAGUACUCUGGAGCUGUGAUGUAUCCCAGUGUCAUCACUGAGAAAUGGGCACCUCCACCUUGGAACGAUAAGGACCCACCAGCAGAGAAAGAGGUUUCCAACCUCACUAUCAACUUCGGGCCUCAGCACCCAGCGGCUCAUGGAGUGCUGCGUCUGGUGAUGGAGCUCAGCGGAGAGUCAGUGAAGAAAUGUGACCCUCACAUCGGCCUCCUGCACCGCGGCACUGAGAAACUGAUUGAGUACAAGACUUAUUUACAGGCACUUCCAUACUUCGACAGGCUUGACUAUGUGUCCAUGAUGUGUAAUGAGCAGGCAUAUUCUCUAGCUGUAGAAAAGCUUCUUAACAUUCAGGCUCCACCACGUGCACAGUGGAUUAGAGUGCUGUAUGGAGAGAUGACCCGUAUCCUUAACCACAUCAUGGGCAUCACCACCCACGCCCUUGACAUUGGAGCCAUGACCCCCUUCUUCUGGAUGUUUGAGGAGAGAGAGAAGAUGUUUGAGUUCUAUGAGAGAGUGUCUGGAGCCAGGAUGCACGCUGCAUACGUCAGACCCGGUGGAGUUCAUCAGGUACGCUUUGAUGAAGCCAUUGAGGAGAUGCUGACCAACAAUCGUAUCUGGAGGAACAGAACUGUUGAUAUCGGUGUAAUUGGGGCAGAGGAUGCACUCAAUUAUGGAUUCAGUGGAGUAAUGCUCAGAGGUUCUGGUAUUAAAUGGGAUCUGAGGAAGAGUCAACCAUACGACAAAUACGACGAGGUGGACUUUGACGUGGCCGUUGGAAGUAAUGGCGACUGCUAUGACAGGUAUCUGUGCCGAGUGGAGGAAAUGAGACAGUCGCUGCGCAUCAUGCUUCAGUGUCUCAACAAAAUGCCUGCUGGAGAGAUCAAGGUAGAUGAUGCUAAAAUAGCCCCACCCAAGAGAUCGGAGAUGAAGACGUCAAUGGAAUCUCUCAUUCAUCACUUUAAGCUGUACACUGAGGGCUACCAGGUUCCUCCAGGAGCCACAUAUACCGCUGUAGAGGCACCAAAGGGCGAGUUUGGUGUGUACCUGGUAUCUGACGGUUCCAGCAGACCUUACCGCUGCAAGAUCAAGGCACCUGGCUUUGCCCACUUGGCUGGUUUAGAUCAAAUGUCUAAAGGACACAUGCUUGCUGACGUGGUGGCAAUCAUCGGUACUCAGGACAUCGUGUUUGGUGAAGUGGACCGUUAAGGACACCAGUGUCUGAUCAUGAUUCUGUCUUUGAGAUCCAUUCUAGUGAUGUUAUGACAGAAGUUACUCUAAUUUCUCUAUUUAAAUGCUUAUGAAACCGAAUAAAUAUUUUAAAACCUGGAAAAA
This is a messenger RNA of Sinocyclocheilus rhinocerous, 1516 nucleotides long. Its product is annotated as NADH dehydrogenase [ubiquinone] iron-sulfur protein 2, mitochondrial-like. Gene Ontology annotation, cellular component: respiratory chain complex I. Gene Ontology annotation, molecular function: quinone binding; NAD binding; oxidoreductase activity, acting on NAD(P)H. The record is from RefSeq and is a predicted model, not a curated record. Gene Ontology annotation, biological process: mitochondrial electron transport, NADH to ubiquinone. The transcript has 14 exons. The coding region runs from base 47 to 1390 and encodes 447 amino acids. Lineage: Eukaryota; Metazoa; Chordata; Actinopteri; Cypriniformes; Cyprinidae.